Exophiala viscosa is the source of this 1180-nucleotide messenger RNA. RefSeq names its product beta-lactamase-like protein. NCBI's taxonomy places the organism in Eukaryota, Fungi, Ascomycota, Eurotiomycetes, Chaetothyriales, Herpotrichiellaceae. The record is from RefSeq and is a predicted model, not a curated record. The transcript has a single exon. The coding region runs from base 238 to 1149 and encodes 303 amino acids.
GAAAGGCUCUCAAGUCUCACCCAUGCGAAAGGCCUGGUGAGCUCUAGCUACGUGGUAGCAAGGCUCAGAGAUUCGACUCUCAAGCGAUCUUAGUCCUUGGCUAUAGCCGUUGUAGCUAUUGCCGUUCGUGCUUUUGAGAUAAAAGUGCCCAGAGUGUUCAAGAAAAGAAGCUUUGGAUAGAAAAGCCAAUAUCAACUAUCAAACUAGUCAGUAGGAUUUCAGCACGAAGAAAUCAACAUGGCGGUUACCUAUCCGACAGUCUCACCACUCCGGUGCGGUUUUCUCUCGCCGCCAGCAAAGAAGUUCCUGGCGGAUGCUAGAGAAGGAGAGAAACUCACCAUGCCGUCGCUGUCUUUCUUGAUCUUGCAUCCUUCGACCGGGUCCAAGAUUGUGUUUGACUUGAGCAUUCGCAAAGACCUGACCAAGUACCAUCUCGGCCUGCAGAAGCACCUGACAACAAGACAUCCACUUAGCAGCGAGAACGAUGUGAAGUCGGCUUUGUCACUAGGCCACAUGGAUGCCUCGGAAGUGGACUACGUGGUAUUGAGCCACUGCCACUGGGAUCACAUUGGUACGCCUUCUGAUUUCACGUCUGCAACGUUCAUUGCUGGUCACAACACGGGGAAGAUGCUCAGGAAUGAGAUGGGGCCCCAGUUUUACAACCCGUUCUUCGAGGCCGACUUGUUGCCAGCCGACCGAACGGUCGAGCUGCCGGCCGUCCCGAGCUCGAGAACUGGUGAGGUCUUCGACGAGAAGCGUGGAUGGUAUUGGCAAAGUCUCAGCCCGGUUCAAAAUGCUGUUGAUAUGUUCAACGAUGGCACCGUGUACCUCGUCGACAGUCCAGGCCACUUACCUGGUCAUUUGAACCUACUGGUACGGAUUUCGGCACAUAAAUGGAUUUACCUUGCUGCCGAUGCAUGCCACCAUGUGCGCAUACUCAAAGGCGAGACGGACUUCGGGACCUGGAAGGACGACCAAGGACAGACAGUCACCAUCCAUAAGGACCUCGGGGCGGCCUACAAAACAUUGAAUAUCAUGCGAAAGCUCCAAAAAGAGGGUCUCAAUGGCGUACCAGUGCAAAUUGUUCUAGCACACGACGGAGAGUGGGAGGAAAAGAACUUGCAGCACUUCUUUCCCAAUCAUCUGUGAUCUCAUGGAGUGGUCUACGCAGCCGGUUUCU